AUGGCGCUCUCGGGAAUGGGCUCGUGCUGUCAGUGUGGUUUUGCUUUUGGCAUAUUCCAGUUUGGAGCGCUGGGGGUCCCUCGAGACGUUGAGUGGAUUGAGGGGAGCUUUAGAGCUGGAGGGAGGAGUGGGACUGACGAGCAAGAUGAUGAUUUUUUCCAUGAACUUCCGGAAACUUUUCCAUCUGAUCCUCCCGAGCCCUUGCCCCACUUCCUCAUUGAGCCUGAAGAAGCUUACAUUGUGAAGAACAAGCCCGUGAACCUGUACUGCAAAGCGAGCCCUGCCACGCAGAUCUACUUCAAGUGCAACAGCGAAUGGGUCCACCAGAAGGACCACGUGGUGGAUGAGAGGGUAGACGAAACCUCCGGUCUCAUCGUGCGGGAGGUGAGCAUCGAGGUGUCCCGGCAGCAGGUGGAGGAGCUCUUCGGGCCCGAGGAUUACUGGUGCCAGUGCGUGGCCUGGAGCUCGGCCGGCACCACCAAGAGCCGCAAAGCCUACGUCCGCAUCGCCUAUCUCCGGAAGACUUUCGAGCAGGAGCCCUUGGGGAAAGAAGUGUCCCUGGAGCAAGAGGUGCUGCUCCAGUGCCGCCCCCCCGAGGGCAUCCCCGCGGCUGAGGUGGAGUGGCUCAAGAAUGAGGAGGUGAUCGAUCCAGUGGAGGACCGCAACUUCUACAUCACUAUCGAUCACAACCUGAUCAUCAAGCAAGCCCGUCUCUCCGAUACGGCCAACUACACCUGUGUGGCCAAAAACAUCGUGGCCAAAAGGAAGAGCACGACGGCGACGGUGAUCGUCUAUGUGAACGGAGGCUGGUCGACGUGGACGGAGUGGUCAGUGUGUAACAGCCGCUGCGGGAGAGGCUUUCAGAAGCGCACGAGGACCUGCACCAACCCUGCCCCGCUCAACGGCGGCGCCUUCUGCGAAGGCCAAAGCGUGCAGAAAAUAGCGUGCACCACGCUAUGCCCAGUGGAUGGGAAAUGGACGUCCUGGAGCAAGUGGUCCACGUGCGGCACGGAGUGCACCCACUGGCGCCGGCGGGAGUGCACGGCCCCGGCGCCCAAGAACGGCGGCAAGGACUGCGAGGGGCUCGUGCUGCAGUCCAAGAACUGCACGGACGGGCUCUGCAUGCAAA
Molecule: messenger RNA, 1129 nt
Organism: Tinamus guttatus (white-throated tinamou)
Lineage: Eukaryota; Metazoa; Chordata; Aves; Tinamiformes; Tinamidae
Source: RefSeq, a predicted model, not a curated record